AUGCUGGAGUGGGUUGCCAUUCCCUUCUCCAGGGGAUCUUCCCGACCCAGGGAUCGAACCUGCAUCUCCUACAUUGCAGGUGGAUUCUUUACUGCCGAGCCAUCAAGGAAGUCUGAACACAUUAAUCACACAAAGCCAUCUUCAUUCAUUGAUGGCCGGUUGUCACUUUUAAAUUAUUUUUGGCUGUGCUGGGUCUUCAUUGCUGCAUAUAGGCUUUCUCUAGUGGCAGCGAUCCGGGACUCCUCUCAGGUGAGGUAUACAGGCUUCUCUCGUCGCAGAGUGCGGACUCGGUUGUGGCUUGCAGGCUCUGUAGCUGGUGGGCUUCAGUAG
Rangifer tarandus platyrhynchus (Svalbard reindeer) is the source of this 330-nucleotide messenger RNA. The record is from the annotation of a GenBank genome assembly. NCBI's taxonomy places the organism in Eukaryota, Metazoa, Chordata, Mammalia, Artiodactyla, Cervidae.